AUGGCGGCCCCGAACCUGUCGGUGAGCUGCGGGUACACCGGGAGCGCGGCCCCCUUCACGGCCGUCUACACGCUGGCGUUCCUCCUGGGCCUGGGGGGCACCCUGACGGCCCUGUGGGGGUUCACCUGCGGCCGCGGCCCACGGCGGAGCAUGGACGUCUACCUGCUGAACCUGCUGGUGUCCGACGUCCUCCUCACGCUCGCGCUGCCCUUCAGGAUCGCCACGGGGCUGGACGCGGCGCCCUGGGGCCUGCGCGUCUUCCACUGCCAGGCCUCGGCCGUCCUGGUCUACAUCAACCUCUACGCCUCCAUCGUGUUCCUCGCCCUGGUGAGCGUGGACCGCUACCUGCAGAUCGCGCGCAGCCCACGGCUGCGCUGGGCGCGGGAGGCGGGCCUGGCCCGCGUCAUGUCGGCGCUGACCUGGGCGCUGGUGCUGUUCCUCAUGGUGCCCAACAUGGCCAUCCCCGUCCGGACGCUCCCGGAGCGGAGGGUGCUGCGCUGCGCCGACCUGAAGCAGGAGGCGGGGCUGCGCUGGCACAAGCUGGCCACCUUCAUCGCCACCGCCGUCUUCCUCAACGCCUCGGUGGCCGUGCUGGCCGCCAACGGCCUGGCGCUCCGGCGGCUGUGGGCCAGCCGUCGCCUCGGCGACUACGGCGGCGGCGGCCGGGCGGACGGGCGGCCGGUCGCCCGGCGCACCGCCCGGCACAUCGCCGUGGUGACGCUGGCCUACGUGGUGUGCUUCGUGCCCUACCACGCGGUGCGGCCGCCCUACACCCUCUCCCAGGGCCGGCCCGUCGCCAACUGCCGCCAGUGGAGCCUCUACCUGGCCAAGGAGUGCACCCUGCUGCUGGCCGUCCUGCACCUGUGCGUCAACCCCUUCCUCUACUUCCACUUCUCCCGCUCCUUCCGCCUCAGGCUCACCGAGGCCUUCCGGCCCAAGGGAAAGGUCUCGACUCCUGCCCAGGACCUGGAGCCAUCCCCACAGCCUUAAGCCCCCUCUAUGGGCCCUGUGAGUUCCGCUGAUGCUCCUUGAGGCCCCCUGGAGGUCCUCUUGAGUCCCACUGAGGCACCUAGGGGGCCCCUGAGGUUCCUUGAGGCCCCCUGGAGGUCCUCUUGAGUCCCACUGAGGCUCAUAGGGGGCCCCUAGGGUUCCUUGAGGUCCCCUGGAGGUCCUCUUGAGUCCCACUGAGGCUCCUAGGGGGCCCCUGAGGUUCGUUGAGGUCCCCUGGAGGUCCUCUUGAGUCCCACUGAGGGUCCUUGAGGUCCCUUGAUUCCCCCACGCUACGCUGUGAGACCCAUAUGAAAAAUGCACAUUCAAAGCAAUAGGGCUCAGCCCAGCCCAGUCACCAGACCUGGAUGAAAGAUGUAUUGGAACUACAUACUUGAGAUGUUGGUAUAAGGCACACAUCCCAAAGUAACGAUGAAAUGGUUCUGUUAUUUUUUGUCCUGAAUACUGCUUAAAAAAGAUGUGGAUAUUAUUGCCAGUUAUCAGAAUGACUUUUUCAAAUGUAUUCUAAAUAUCUCCUCGUAGGAUCAAGAUAAGGCAGUCCAGUAAAGAGACUGUUUGCUGGAAAAGUCACACAGCCCACUCCCCGAAUGGUGGAAACUCUCGUAUCUUUCUGUUGGACCACAUCAAAUGCCUUUUCUGCUUAUGGCUUCAUUACAAACCUAAACCUUUAACAGAAAUGCUUUGUGUCGGCCCAAGAGACUUGGGGUUUUGAACAUUCUCGUAUCUGCGUCAUUGUGCUCCUGACAUACUUCCCCCAGCCUUAACAUCUGUUCUUUCGGCCUCAGUCCGAGGAAGCCAGCUUUGAAAGGUACUUUCUGGCUUUGCGGUGUUUGCUGUUAAGAAAAAAACAGUCACACUUUACAAUAAGGUUCAUGAGUUGGCAUCCGCUAAUGUAGUUGUUCAUGAAUGAAUGAUGGACAAAUUCACGAAUUAAGCGUGAAACUAACUUCAUUAGUUAAUGCAUUUGUUAACAACUAACUAAUGUAUUUGUACAUGUAUAUUUAUACAUUAGCAAAGCAUAGGAUGAACCUAUAAUUAGUUAAUCAUUAACAAAUACAUUAACAGAUUUUUUCAUUCCAAUAUGAAUUGGCAAUAACUAAUGUUGUUGUUAAAAUGAAUCAACAAAUACAUGAACAGGGCUGUACAGUUAGUUAACAACUACAUUAGUUCAUGCCAAUUCUUGGAAUAUUAUUGUAAAGUGUGACCAAAAAAACCAUCACAAUGCACGGGUACUGGAACCCACAGCCCCCUUUUGAAUCAACACAGUUCUUGUUUUAGGUGUUUUUCCAAUUACAUCAAAUGUACUGUUGCUUGGUAGGACCGGACCUCCAUGAUACUUGAACGAUGAAAUAAAAAGGCUCAUUUUGUCAA
Conger conger (European conger) is the source of this 2379-nucleotide messenger RNA. Its product is annotated as G-protein coupled receptor 171-like. Lineage: Eukaryota; Metazoa; Chordata; Actinopteri; Anguilliformes; Congridae. Gene Ontology annotation, biological process: G protein-coupled receptor signaling pathway. The transcript has a single exon. Gene Ontology annotation, cellular component: membrane. The record is from RefSeq and is a predicted model, not a curated record. Gene Ontology annotation, molecular function: G protein-coupled purinergic nucleotide receptor activity. Bases 1 to 990 code for a protein of 329 amino acids.